This is a messenger RNA of Ichthyophthirius multifiliis, 497 nucleotides long. RefSeq lists its product as hypothetical. The annotation marks the transcript as partial. The record is from RefSeq and is a predicted model, not a curated record. The transcript is spliced from 3 exons. NCBI's taxonomy places the organism in Eukaryota, Ciliophora, Oligohymenophorea, Hymenostomatida.
AACAUUCUUCCAUUAUCUUAACAACUCAUUCAAUGGAAGAAGCUGAGCAAUUAUCUUCUAAAAUGGCUAUUUAAGUAGAUGGAUAAUUAAAAUGUUUAGGUACUAUUUAAUAAAUUAAGCAUAAGUUUGGUAAAGGAUAUGUAAGUAGAAGUUAAAAUUAAAAAGUCCUUCAGUUGAGCAUAAAAGCUCUUUAUGUUAAAAAACAGGAUUAUAAUAAAAUGAUAAAAUAUUAAUUAAUGAUUUACCCAAUAUUUUAAGUAAAUUGAAUGCUAUGGAUUUAUAAUAUUUGAUUUCUGAAGAUCAAUCAGGAUCUGUUAUUUAUAAAGAAUUAUAAAGUUUAAAAGGUAUUACUUUUGAUAAUUUAUCUGAAUUUAUAUAUGUUGAAAAACAAGGUAUUUAAAUUAAGAUGUUUUUAGACUAAUAAUUUGGUAAAUUUGAAGUUAUUGAACAUUUAGGCGAUUUUUAUAGAUAUAGAAUAGAAACAAAUGUAACUAUUG